This is a messenger RNA of Notodromas monacha, 2440 nucleotides long. NCBI's taxonomy places the organism in Eukaryota, Metazoa, Arthropoda, Ostracoda, Podocopida, Cyprididae. The record is from the annotation of a GenBank genome assembly.
UUUUUUUCUUGUCAUGUAGAAAGGACGAAGCAUUAAUUGGGUGAUACCCAAGUGAUUAUUGCUUUGGUGUGAGUAAGGAUGAUGACUGCAGUGAACCAGUCCUUGUUGGGGAUGCCGCCAAACGCUGGUGGACUGGAUGUCAAUCCUUUUAUCAUGAAUAAUGGGAUCGGAAUUGGCCAGGAGUUAAAGCUGGAGCAGCAAGUGGGAAGCGCGGGGAAAGGGGACUGUCAUCCCGUUGUGAAAGCUGGCCGCCACGAAGGGGAAAACGACGUCGGCGUAUGUUUGAGCUUACUGCUGAGAGUGAACACGAUUUCAGGCCUAUGUUUUGUUCUUUUUCUCUUGUCUACCAGUGUUUCAGAUAAGCUUCGUGACGAGAUGCUCAGUCGUGAGACUGUGCUCCAAUUUUCCGCCGGAGGCAGCUCAACACACGAUGUAGCUUCUUCUGAAGAUGCGAGGGGAGACUCAAUCGAACAGUCUGGAGUUCUGGUUGCGGGACCCGCUGGAAGACGUGAAUUGAGUCUGGUCCCGACUCUUCUCGGACAGAAUUUGGCCAAACUAAGCAAAAGUCAGCAAGAGGCAAUUGCUAAAGCAAAGAAAUAUGCGAUGGAGCAAAGCAUCAAAAUGGUGCUUAUGAAACAAACGCUAGCCCAUCAACAACAGUAUGAUAUCCCGGAAGCUGCACAAUUGGCUUUGGAACAAAUGAAUGGUGUGGUCAUUGGUGGUAGAAAUAUCAAAGUUGGAAGGCCGAGUAAUAUGCCGCAAGCGCAAUCGGUCAUAGAGGAAGUUAUUCAAGAAGCUAGAGCGUAUAAUCGGAUUUAUAUUGCAUCCGUGCACUCUGAUCUCACCGAGGAAGAAAUCAAAAGUGUUUUCGAAGCGUUCGGAAGAAUAAAAAGCUGCAAACUUGCAAUGACGACCGUACCAGGGAAGCAUAAAGGCUAUGGCUUUAUUGAAUACGAUUCAGUCCAGGGCGCAGACGAGGCUGUGUCUUCCAUGAAUCUUUUUGAUUUGGGCGGACAAUUUUUGAGGGUUGGGAAAGCGUCAUCACAAACUCUCGGGUCAGCAAAGGUAGGAGGCUUCGGGAUGCCGAUGGCACCGGGCCUCGGUGCAGGGGUUCUCGGCGCGCAUGCUGGAGCAAUGGGGCUUGGAGGAUUGGCCGGAAGCAUGCCAGGUGCAAUGGGCAUGGGAAUCGGAGCUAUGGGGAUGGGUGUAGGCGGUAUGGGCGGCUUCGGUGGAUUUGGUCGCCCUGGAGCCGGCCUGCUUCCCACGCCUCCAGGCAUGGCUGUGAUACCUCCGCCAGGAAUUGCCAUCCCAACUCCCACUGGACUCGGCGCCCCAGGCAUCGUGAUCCCUCCCGUAUCCGUUGCUACAACAUUGCCUGUGCCUGUGGCACUGCCAGUCAUCCCACCAGUCAAUCCUGCUGAGGCCAUUGCCAAAGCUCAGCAGGAAGCUAAGAUGAAGCAACAAGAGGAAAUCGCCAAGAAAUUGAUGGAGAACGAGAAUAAUGACACGAUGUCGCUGAAGCAGCAGGAGGACAUGUCGAUAAAGGGUCAGACCGCCAGGCAGCUGGUGAUGCAGCGGCUGAUGAGAACAAAGCCCGAGUCGCGGGUCGUGAUACUCCGCAACAUGGUCGGGCCAGAGGAUGUGGACGACUCGCUGCAGGACGAAAUCAGCGAGGAGUGCUCCAAAUUUGGCUCCGUUAGUCACGUCAUUAUAUAUAACGAGCGCCAGGGAGAAGAAGAAGAUGCCGAGGUCAUUGUCAAAAUUUUCGUCGAGUUCUCUGCGCCAUCGGAAGCAGAAAGUGCGAAAGCCGCGUUGAACAACAGGUACUUUGGUGGUAGACUCGUGACGGCGGAACUGUAUGAGCAGAGCCUAUUCGACGAGAACGACUUGUCUGGAUGAAGCAAACAUUUGAAUGCUACGAUUGAAUGAUUUUUUUCUGCGAUUUUUCCACGCGAUGACAAUUUCCUGUAAUUCGCUGUUUUGUUUUGUUUUUGAUUUCUCUACCGUAUGUUAACCUGCGUUGAUGGGAUUGGGAAUGCAAUGAUGAAGUUAGUGUAUCAUUUUUUCAUGAUGUAAUGAUUGCAGUCCAUUUUUGUCAUGCAAUUUAAGUGGGAUACUACGCCUGCCUGAGUUUCGCUGCACUCCUGGUGGGUCCGGCGAGUGGUUUUUUUUUUUUAUAGAAGUUUUUAUUUCCGUCUGGUGGAAAAAAAUGUUUCAACCUUGCCACUGAAGGGAAAUUGACAUGAAUUCAAAAAGAAAUUUUCAUUUUGAGAUACCUUUCGCGAUAAGUUGAGAUUUAACUUGUCCGUGUGAUUUUCUCUUCGCCAAAAAGUAUGAAAAACAUUUACUGUACUUGGAAGAUACGAUGUUUGUUCUUCGGGGGCGAAAGGCAAUAAAAGCUAAUUUCUCUCCUUUCAUGACCUGAAAGUCUGAAAAUGUA